AUGGUUCAGAACAACCAGCGCGGGCAGCCGGAUCUUGUACGGAGGGUGGCGGGGCAGCACCCACCUUUCUUUGCUGGAGAGGAGGAUCCUGCGAUCCUGGAGGAGUGGAUUCGAGCCUUUGACAAGAUCCUCGAGGUGGUGGAGUGCCCACCAGGUCGCCAGGUCGAGAUGGCGAGCUUCUACCUGAAGGAGGAGGCCGACUUGUGGUGGGUUCACAGCGGCCCAGCGAUGCGCCAGGAGCCCGGCUUUGGAUGGGAGACGUUCAAGGACCGGUUGAGGGCCCGUUUCUACCCGGCCCACGUCAAGGCGGCAAUGCAGGAUGAGUUCUUGCACCUCAAGCAGGGGACAGGGACCGUGCAGAAGUAUCAUCGACGCUUCCUGGAGUUAGCCCGCUUCGCACCGACGCUAGCCCCGACUGAGGAGACCAGGAUUGAGCGGUUCGUGGCUGGCCUGAACCUGGAGACGCGCAUGGCCUUAGUUGUGUUCAAGUUCCAGACGCUGAGCGAGGCCUACAGUAGCGCUGCCGACCACUACCGUGUGCUGACUAUCCGCCGAGGGCUUCAGGACCGCUCCAAGCGGCCAGCAGAGGGUGGAGUUUCAGACUCCAAGAGGCACCGACCCGGGGGCUCCGGCAUGAGAGGGGGCUUCCAGCAGGGUGGCUCUAGCCAUGGUGGUGGAUCUCGCCCUAGCCUUGGGCAAGGAUCAGGAGGCGAUGGAGCUCGCACACGGCACUUCCACUGCAGGCGUUGUGGGAGAGAUCAUCCAGGACGCGACUGUGAGGGACGGCUGGUAGAGUGCUUCAGCUGUGGUCUGCGAGGUCACCGAGCCUAUGAGUGCACAGCGAAGAAGGGAGGACCACCUCAGUCCCGACCGAGCACAGCUCAGGGAGCCCCAGCAGCGACCCGACCUUCCCGAGAGGCUGAGGGUAGCGGAGGCAGCCGGCCGAGUGGAGGCCGAGGGCAGCAGGCGGGGCCACAGCAGAGGAAGAUUUUCGUGAUGGGUCGCACCCAGGCUGAAGCAAAUGGGCUUGAAGAAGGUAACCCUCGAGCCUAA
Messenger RNA from Ipomoea triloba (trilobed morning glory), 1053 nucleotides. RefSeq lists its product as uncharacterized. The transcript has a single exon. Gene Ontology annotation, molecular function: nucleic acid binding; zinc ion binding. NCBI's taxonomy places the organism in Eukaryota, Viridiplantae, Streptophyta, Magnoliopsida, Solanales, Convolvulaceae. Bases 1 to 1053 code for a protein of 350 amino acids. The record is from RefSeq and is a predicted model, not a curated record.